AUGGGGGACCCCCGCGACUCGUCGUCGUACUCGGUCGUGCCGCGGAUUCGGUACAACACCGUUGGAGGUGUCAACGGCCCGCUGGUCAUUCUUGAAAAUGUCAAAUUCCCAAGAUACUCAGAGAUUGUCACGUUGACGCUUCCCGAUGGAACGGAGAGAUCUGGCCAGGUCCUCGAAGCUCGAGGCGACCGAGCCGUCGUUCAGGUCUUCGAAGGAACUUCUGGUAUCGAUGUGAAGAAGACCAAAGUCGAGUUCACCGGCCAGAGCUUGAAGCUUGGUGUGUCCGAGGACAUGCUGGGCCGUAUCUUUGAUGGAUCCGGCCGAGCUAUCGACAAGGGUCCCAAGGUGCUUCCCGAGGAGUACCUCGACAUCAACGGCAGCGCCAUCAACCCCUUCUCUCGUGAAUAUCCCGAGGAAAUGAUCUCGACCGGUAUCUCUGCAAUCGACACGAUGAACUCAAUCGCCCGAGGCCAGAAGAUUCCCAUAUUCUCCGCUGCCGGUCUGCCACACAACGAGAUUGCCGCCCAGAUCUGCCGACAGGCAGGCCUUGUCAAGCAAAAGGGCGUCACCAACAAGGGCGUCCACGACGGUCACGAGGAGAACUUCUCCAUCGUGUUCGGUGCCAUGGGUGUCAACCUGGAAACUGCGCGCUUCUUCACGCGGGAUUUUGAGGAGAACGGCAGCUUGGAGCGCGUUACUCUGUUCCUCAAUCUGGCCAACGACCCAACGAUCGAGCGUAUCAUUACGCCUCGACUUGCGCUUACGACGGCCGAGUACUACGCCUAUCAGCUCGAGAAGCACGUCCUUGUUAUCCUGACGGAUCUGUCGGCCUACUGUGAUGCCCUGCGUGAAGUUUCGGCCGCCCGAGAAGAAGUGCCUGGUCGUCGCGGUUUCCCCGGCUACAUGUACACUGACUUGUCCACCAUCUACGAACGAGCCGGCCGUGUCGAGGGACGUAACGGAUCCAUUACGCAGAUUCCCAUCUUGACAAUGCCCAACGACGACAUUACGCAUCCGAUCCCCGACUUGACGGGCUACAUCACCGAGGGUCAGAUCUUUGUUGAUCGGCCCUUGCACAACCGCGGCAUCUACCCGCCCAUCAACGUGCUGCCGUCGCUGUCGCGUCUGAUGAAGUCUGCCAUUGGCGAGGGCAUGACGCGCAGGGACCACGGCGACGUAUCGAACCAGCUGUACGCCAAGUACGCCAUUGGGCGUGACGCGGCGGCCAUGAAGGCUGUCGUCGGCGAGGAAGCUCUGUCGGCCGAAGACAAGCUGUCGCUAGAGUUUUUGGACAAGUUUGAGCGUCAGUUCAUCAGCCAAGGCGCAUACGAGUCGCGCUCCAUCUUUGAGUCGCUGGACCUGGCCUGGAGCCUGCUGCGCAUCUACCCCAAGGAUCUACUGAACCGCAUCCCCGCCAAGGUGCUCAACGAGUUCUACCAGAGGGCGCACAAGGAUGCCAAGGGCAAAGGCAAGGCCAGGGAAGAAGUUGCGACGAAUGACCAGGCUCAGAACAGCGGGAACCUCAUUGACGCUUGA
This is a messenger RNA of Hirsutella rhossiliensis, 1536 nucleotides long. RefSeq names its product ATP synthase alpha/beta family, nucleotide-binding domain-containing protein. Lineage: Eukaryota; Fungi; Ascomycota; Sordariomycetes; Hypocreales; Ophiocordycipitaceae. Gene Ontology annotation, biological process: proton transmembrane transport; ATP metabolic process. The coding region runs from base 1 to 1536 and encodes 511 amino acids. The transcript has 7 exons. Gene Ontology annotation, cellular component: proton-transporting V-type ATPase, V1 domain. The record is from RefSeq and is a predicted model, not a curated record. Gene Ontology annotation, molecular function: ATP binding; proton-transporting ATPase activity, rotational mechanism.